Messenger RNA from Morchella sextelata, 405 nucleotides. RefSeq lists its product as uncharacterized. The transcript has a single exon. Lineage: Eukaryota; Fungi; Ascomycota; Pezizomycetes; Pezizales; Morchellaceae. The record is from RefSeq and is a predicted model, not a curated record. Bases 1 to 405 code for a protein of 134 amino acids.
AUGGGGAUUAAUGCUAAUGGCGCAAGAUUCGACGAAAUUCUUGGAAUUAAUAUUCAAAUUCCAAAUGAUUUGAGCAAUAGACCUGAAUGGGAAACUGAGGAUGUAAAACAGGAGAUGGUGUUAUCCAGCAGUGGAAUUCAAAGCGAUUGCUUGUUUGACUCUAAUAUUUCAUCAACGAUACUGAAAGUUUGGAGAUUAUAUUUUGUCUUGAUGAGUCAUAUAAAUCAUCCAACACCAGAGCUUGAAAGUUUAAGGGCUAUUAAGUAUUUUCUCAGUUCCGAUGAUGAGUCGUUGGAGGAGAAUUCGGAUGAUGAGUCGUUGGAUGAGAAUUCCGAUUAUGAGUUGGAGAAUUCCGAUUAUGAGUUGUUGAAGGAGGAUUGGAGGAAAUUUGGAAUCAAUUUAUAG